AUGCUUACAUUCUUCAAAAGAAGUUGGGGUAAGUUGGGGGAAAACUUGAAGAAUAUGUCAAAUUCUUGUGAUAUCUCUUUCUGCUUAUCACUUGUCAGCGAUUCUGGUUUCAGUUCUCUUUUAAAAAGAAGAGAGAAAGAACAAAGUAUAGGAGGGAUAGAGCGAUUAAUCAUUAGGAAAUAUCUCAUUGCAGGCUUGAUACCUAUAGCUCUCGUGAAGAUAUUGGAAGAUUUACUAGGAAGUAUUGUUGGUUGGAAGGAGAAAGAGAACGAUUGCAGCAGACCUGGUAGCAAGACUUUUCUGACAACCAACCACGUCCAACAAGGUACCAGAUCAAAAUUGUUUUUAUUCUGAAAGAAGUUUUCAGCCAACUAUCAUCAUCCAUUUGAAGCUUCUUCUGACCUUUUUUGCCUCGGCAUUCAGUCGAUUGUUCAGGCGCGUUUGGUUCUAAGAAAAACGCUUAAAACUGAUAAGAGGGCAUUUCUUGUUCACACUUUCAAGUUUUAGGUUUGAUGAUAAGGCAAACGUUUACUUUGCAGGACGAUCUUACCCGUCCAUUUGUCAUUGAACAGGAAGAGGCUUCACUUCUUCGGUAUCCCAAAGAAAGGACCAAUGUGCCUUUCUACCUGAUCGGAUUUGCAUUCCGAUGGGGGUUCUUGUUUCCGUUGAGAGUAGCUCUCAUGAUUGCCGCAAUAGUCUUUCUGAUAACUUCUGCUACGACAUGCGUCUUUCUGAACGCUGAGCAGAAAUACUGUUUGUUGAUCAAAACGUCGUUUCAAGCAAUGAACAUAACUUUACAGUCCGUUAUUGCGCUAUCACAUUCGCCAAGCUAUUCAGUAUUUCAACUGGUCUCAUUCUCAACUUCCAUGAUAAGAAAAAUCGUCCGAAAUUCCCAGGUGACUUCUUUUUUGACAGGUUUAUGACACUCAAGUCGUUACAGGAGUGGCGGUUGCCAACCAUCUGAGUGCGAAUGAUAUAAUGACUAUCUACGCGGGGUGUGAUUAUGAUGGAAAGGGUUACACAAUCACUGGGCAGACGCAUGGAGGAUAUCUCAGCUGCAUUAUUAAGUACGGUGGCAUAUUGACACCGCUUCUCCUCAUUAACCGAUCCAGUGAUAACGACAGAAUGUCACUUCAACGCGCUGUUGUGGAACAUUCCAAGAAGAAGGAUGAAAGUGCGUACCCAGUUCUCCUGUUUCCAGAAGGAUACUGCAGUAAUAGCAAGGCCGUGCUACAGUUCAGAAAAGGUCUUUUCGAUGGACACGCGCCCAUCUACCCUAUCGCCCUGAAACAGGACACAAGGUGAAGACGCUUGCUCGGCUUUGAAUUAUCAAUUAAUCUAUAAGAUUUGGAAACGCAUUCUGGGCUGAAAACACUUACCUACCGUAUCUGGUCCGUUUGAUGGCGUCAUGGUGUUCAAUUAUUGAUAUUUGCUACUUGGAACCCAUGCUCAAAUUCGAUACAGGUAUACAUUUCUGCCUAACUUACUGGUGUUUUUUAAUCAGAAACGGACGAGGAAUUCGCUAAACGGGUUCAAAAUGCCAUCGCAACCAAGUUGUCUGUGGAGGCAUUGCCAUUUGACGGGAAACUGAAAAGCGAGAAGGAGCGAUCAAAGUACAGGGAGAAGCUGCAAGCCUGUUUCGCCGCCAAACAAUGGGGACAAUACGACUUCAAAGAAAGUGUUCUGAUAUAA
Messenger RNA from Caenorhabditis sp. 36 PRJEB53466, 1692 nucleotides. The record is from the annotation of a GenBank genome assembly. Lineage: Eukaryota; Metazoa; Nematoda; Chromadorea; Rhabditida; Rhabditidae.